Messenger RNA from Styela clava, 3467 nucleotides. RefSeq lists its product as uncharacterized. The record is from RefSeq and is a predicted model, not a curated record. NCBI's taxonomy places the organism in Eukaryota, Metazoa, Chordata, Ascidiacea, Stolidobranchia, Styelidae.
AUGCUUAUGGAUGCUGGGAAGGUAUUACAUAUCUUUUUAUGGAUUUUAACGGUUUAUACAUUAAGUUUGAAAUGUGCGUCUUCAUCCCACUAUGAAGGAGGUUCAGUGUCGUGGCGUCCUGGAACAAUUUAUACAGACGAAGAUAUUACAGAGAUUCUAAUCGAUUUUCGUAUUGCUUGGAGAAGAUCAAAUUCCGGCUCAACGUUUUGUGACCAAACUGACGUAGACUCCGGGAAAAUCCUGCGACAUAAUGAUUCAUAUGUAUGGGAAUGUAUUGAUGGAUGCAGCGGUUCAGUAUCGUUUGAUGGAGUCAUUUGCUCAGAAUUUGACGAAAAAGACGACUGGACUGUGGGAUCUAGGACCGUGGCGUUCAAUAUUACUGGAGUGGAUUACUUUGCUAUGACAUUCACAGGAUGUUGCUGGAUUUCAAGUUUGGUUUACGUUACUGCCGAACAAGUCGAAUGGAAUAUGACGUUUGGUGGGUCAGUUGGAAUUCGAUCCGAUACCGGAAAUCCGAAUCGCCCACCUAUUGCUACGGCAACACCAGUUAUCAGGUUCCAAGCAGGCUGCCCAGGCAGUGUUGACUUGCCGUUAUAUGACGAGGAUCAUGAUACAGUAAAGUGUAAACUUGAUGUAUGUGAAAAAGUUAGCUGUAAUGAUCAUCCGUAUCUGAAAUUAACACAGCAAGGUCAAAAAUGUCGUCUUUCUUACAAUGCUGGCGGACCCGGAAAUAUUGAUGUGGCUAUUUCAAUAAUCAUUGAAGAUUUCCCAUCAAAAAAUAACUUGUUAAUAAACAACACUUUGGUAUCUUCAACAACAGCUAUCAGUUCGUCUUCACUACAAUUCAUAGUACGACUUUUCAACGACGAUCACGCCUGUAAACUGAUACCUACUUGGGUUAAUCCAACAUUUCCAAAUGGGUUUAUAAAAACGGCAAUAGUCAACGAAUCUACAAAUAUUGCUCUCAAUAUCAGCUCUGAAACACCUCUAGAAACUCUGCAUGUAAUUGCACCCAUAGGUGUCAAAAAAUCAACGAUUCUAAGUACAGGAACCUAUCAUUCUUCCACGUUGACUUUCACACCAACAAGUGAACACAUUGGAAGUAAUGUAAUCUGUACAACAGCAAAAGAUACCAAUGGAAAGAUGUCAGAACACCGAUGCAUGAAUCUUAUAGUCGGAGAGGGUUCUCUUUGUGACAUUGACAAUGGAGGAUGUAGUGACGAUUGUGAAGUUACAGGCGUUUCGUAUAUAUGCGUAUGCACUAGGGACUGUUGGCAACUAGCGGACGAUAGAAGAACGUGUAUUCCAAAGAUUACAAUUAAAUGUCAUUCUGACAAGUUUGAGGUCGCGCUUCCGGUAUGUGCUGUCGGCCCUACAACUGUGAGAGCUGGAUUUUAUAAUCAACUGAAUGGGGUAAACGCGGAUGCUGCUCAAUGUGAAGCAGAUGUUGUUGGUGAUGAAUAUAUGAAAACUAUCCAAUAUGAUGAAUGUCUGACACAGAAAGAGGAGGAUUUCACCGAACUUCAUUUCGAAAAUCAGUUGCGAAUGUGGAUUGACGACGAAGACACGUUUCCUGGAAGCGGCGAGGAAAAGAUUAUCAUUACCAGAGGCUUCUGGUACAACAUAAAGCUUGUUUGUUCAUUCAGUAAAUAUUCAAAUGUGAAUGCUUCGUUUCGUCCAAUAGAUCAAGAAGAAGGAAAAGUGUUGGUACCAGGAUUGGGAUCUUUUCAAUUUUUCUUCGACUUUUACUUGGAUGAACAUUUCAAAGCUACAUACUCACCGUAUUCAUAUCCCAUAACCGUUACUGUCAACUCAGAUAUAUAUUUUGGAAUACGAACAAUUGGUGGUACUGGACUGGAGGUUUUCACGGAAAAAUGUGUUGCUAUGACGACCGCUGUACCUACAGCAACUACAGUGUCCUAUACAAUGAUGGAAAAUGGGUGUUUGGAAGAUGGGACUAUGGUAAAAUACGAAACAGUAAAUGCGAUGGAGGAUCGAUAUAGCAUCAAAGCUUUUAGGUUUCAAGAUAAUCUGAAUACUGAUAGUUCCGUCAAUAUUUAUAUUCAGUGUUCAGCAGUACUUUGUAUAGUUGGAGAAGAGACCACAAGAUGUUCGAAAGGAUGCGUUCGUUCUCGAAAAAGACGUGGAGAGAAUGACGAAAUUUUUGUGGAACAUAGCAUUGAUUCAAGGGUCAAACGCGAUGCUGAGGACGAGAGACCACCAACAGUUCCAACAAAUAUAUCCGAGUCAGACACAUUUGAUAUUCAAGUGAGUGGCCCGUUCCGCAUUGAGGUUGUACAAACAGAGGGAAAGCCACCAGUCACAGUUGCAACUCCUACAAGACACUUACAGGACGGAGUUAAGACAACUCCAAAACCGGCGGGACCAUCUAAGCCGGAAAUCAGGAACACGCCAUCGGAAUCGUUUAUUGUCAUCAUCGUCGCAUCGUCCGUAGGUGGCAUAGUUGUUAUAGUGCUCCUCUGCCUGCUUGUGAUUUUAGUAUUAUAUUAUAACAUAGCUCUCAAGCCAAGACACAAAGUUCUUCCUGACAAAGAAUCAACGGUAACAGCUCGAACACUGUCGGCGUGGACAAUUGAAGGGGAUGAAGAAGAAUAUCCCCGUCCUUAUUUUAAUGGACGAGGUAAGACUCCGCCUCCAUCUUUUUGGGAAGUUGAACGAAUGAAUACUUAAAAAUAACAUAAGUGAAAAUGUCUGUGACGCUCAAAAACUACAUAAGUUUUAAGGUAACCGGUUUGUCUCACUUGCACCCUUCUCGCAACUCCUGCCUAUAUAUUCUGAAUAUAUACAUAUGUGAUGCAAUAAAUAAUUUUGACCCAACGGAAGAGACACUCUCGACUUUGGUCCUCACACAACCAGACAAUUCUAGCAUAGACUGUGUUAAAAUUGCAGUUGAGUAAAUGCGGUACAAGAAAAUAAUAGAACCUUAGGGCAGCACAGUUUCGGAAUUAACUCAAUAGAGAUGCCGAAGUCAUAACUAAAACGGAUACACUAUGAACUUAAAAUGUUUCUGUCUCAUUUUACAUCUUGAUUCUGUCAUAUAUUAUGAUGUUAUGUCUUACAUUAUGAUUAAUUGCAAAAUAUCUCAGAAUUUUGGCAGGCUUAUUGAUUUUUUUCUGUUGGCUUGCAUAACUGCGACGUGAAACUAUAUUUGUACAGUUUUUACAUGUGAUAUAUAUGCAACGCAGGGCCUUUCUGAUCGACAAUGGCUAAACAAAGAAUUCAAGUAGACUACCCUAAUUUAUGACUGUGUUGUGGAAAGAUAUUAUCUGGAGUAUAUUUUCCGAGUUUCUUGAAGAUCAGCAGAUAAUUACUGACCUAAAAAACUUGUUUACCAGUAGCUCUUCACUAACAAAAAAAUCGAAAGGUCCGCAGUUUAUGUUUAAAUUAUAUGAUUUCACAUAAAACUUUUUUCAUUUAAUAAACGGAGAAAAUCCUCAUGUAUAUUG